This is a messenger RNA of Scophthalmus maximus (turbot), 1149 nucleotides long. RefSeq names its product muscle-specific beta 1 integrin binding protein 2 (gene mibp2). Bases 243 to 869 code for a protein of 208 amino acids. The record is from RefSeq and is a predicted model, not a curated record. Gene Ontology annotation, cellular component: cytoplasm. The transcript is spliced from 8 exons. Lineage: Eukaryota; Metazoa; Chordata; Actinopteri; Pleuronectiformes; Scophthalmidae.
AGACGGCGAGCACACAGCCCUCUCUCAGUGGAAGGCCGCGUCCGAGCGACACCUCGUCUCCGCCGUUCCUUUACUCACUCAACCCAACUGCCAUGGAGGAAUCAAGUAGUUGACGUUUCCUAUUGCAACCUUCUCUUUUUCAAGCUUUCUUCCCGUCCGAUCACCGAGUCUCGCAGCCGGUUUGUUGACCCCCUUCGCCACGUUUUUUCCUCAAGAACAUUCGAACCAUCCCAUCCGAAAGCAUGAAGUUCAUCAUCGGCAUCGGCGGCGUAACCAACGGAGGCAAAACCACCCUCACCAACCGGCUGAUCAAGAACCUGCCCAACUGUUGUGUGGUCCAUCAGGAUGACUUCUUCAAGCCCCAAGAUCAGAUUGAAGUUGGUGAAGAUGGCUUUAAGCAGUACGAUGUCAUCACUGCUCUGGACAUGGACGCCAUGAUGAGCACGAUCUACGCAUGGCUGGACAACCCAGUGAAGUUCGAGAAGUCGCAUGGCGUCAAUAACACCCUGGAUACUGAGAUCGUCCCAAAGUCUGACCAUAAGGAGGAGGAGGAGGAGGAGACUCACAUCCUUAUUGUGGAGGGCUUCUUGCUUUACAGCUACGGACCUUUGAUCGACGUGUUCAACAACAGUUACUUUAUUUCCAUCCCAUAUGAAGAAUGCAAAAAGAGGAGGUGCUCAAGGAACUACGCGGUGCCAGACCCCCCCGGCCUGUUCGAUGGUCAUGUCUGGCCCAUGUAUUUGAAACACAAGAACAUCAUGGAGACAUCAGAUGUUGGCGUUGUGCAGCUAGAUGGAACCAAGUCAAAGGAGCAACUGUUCAACUUUGUCUAUGGCGACAUCCUGAAUAACAUCCAGAAGACUCUUUAAAAAAAAGGUCAAACAAUCGGCUAAAAGGAGCAUAUAUACACACACACACAGCCAGCAAGCAGAAGACCACCCUGCCAUACGUUCCUAACCUAGCAGUUGACUGCUAUGAAAUAAAAGAAGAAAAAAAAAAUGCAAACGUUUCACUGACAGCAUCAGGUGCUGGCAUGAUUUUUUAUAACAACCAUAUUUAUUGCUUUGUUACAGCUCACACUCCAAAGAGAGCUGAUGGAUAUGUUCAGAGGAUGGAUGCACUUGUGUCAAUAAAUAAUCCUCUUGAUAA